Messenger RNA from Trichechus manatus latirostris (Florida manatee), 867 nucleotides. RefSeq names its product ret finger protein-like 1. Gene Ontology annotation, cellular component: cytoplasm. The transcript has 2 exons. Gene Ontology annotation, biological process: protein ubiquitination. The record is from RefSeq and is a predicted model, not a curated record. Gene Ontology annotation, molecular function: protein binding; ubiquitin protein ligase activity. Bases 4 to 867 code for a protein of 287 amino acids. NCBI's taxonomy places the organism in Eukaryota, Metazoa, Chordata, Mammalia, Sirenia, Trichechidae.
ACUAUGGCUGAACUAUUUCAAGGGGCAGGCCGAUGUCCUGUCUGCCAGGACUAUUUUGAGAAACCUGUGCACUUGAAAUGUGGAUACACUUGCUGCCUCCACUGCAUCACUGUCCUUGAGAAGGAGCCCCAGGGGGAGAUUUUGUCAGGUCCCAAAUGCCUUCAAGUUUGUCUGAAGAGCGAGAUCAGGCCCAGGUGGCAGCUGGGAAAGCUCGUCUCCAAGAUCAAGGAACUAGAGCCCCAGCUGAGAGCCACUCUGCAGAUGAACCCGAGGAUGCUCAAGUUCCAAGUGGACAUGACCUUGGAUGUCGACACAGCCAGUGAAUUCCUUAUCAUUUCUGAUGACCUGAGGAGCGUCCGAUGUGAGCGUAUCAGACAGAAUCGGCAAAAGCACACUGAGAGAUUCAACAAAGCACUAGGUGUCCUGGGUUCCCUGAAGUUCACCUCUGGCCGCCAUUACUGGGAGGUGGAUGUGGGAACAAGCCAAGAAUGGCAUCUGGGCGUUUGCAGAGAGUCCGUUGACCGAAAAGGACCCAUUGUACUGAAUUCAGAACUUGGAUUCUGGACUGUGAGUUUGAGAAAGGGAGUGAUCUCUGCCAGCACUGUGCCUCGCACCAUCUUCUGGAUGAAACUGAAAUUAUACCAAGUGGGCAUUUUCCUGGAUGUGGACUUUGGAAACCUAUCCUUUUUCAACAUGAGUGAUGGAUCCCAUGUCUUCACAUUCACCAGUAUUUCUGCUAUGGAAAUGCUGUGUCCAUUCUUUGGUCUUUCAAAACCAAAUAAUGGAGGUCCACAAUCCCUGACUAUUUGUACCCUGAAGAAUCCAGGCAUCGAAAUUCUUCAAGAAAAGCCUGGAAAAGACAUAUAA